AUGGAUUUAGACCUCUUUGAUGAUAUUCUUGGGGAUAAUGCGACAAAGAACGUGCGGGCUGGUGGCAAGUUUCAACCUAAAGCCAAGCCCCGACCCAUUAAGAAGAACUUAGGUGGUACUUCAGUAAAUAUCUCUCGGCCAGUUCCGACUGUUGGUGCUUCUGAUAGCAUAUUCACUGGGACAGAAAAUCCGUUAUCAUCUGAUGAUGGUAGAGGCGUUGGAGUAGUUAAUACAGCCUCAGCAGAACCGCUUCCUAGCACUGAAAAUGUAAAUUGUGCUGUAGCUAUGGAUUCAGUCAUGGAUGGUCUUAUGCCUGACAGCAAUGACCACUGGCAUUCAAGCUUUGAAAAUUCGAUGGGAGAGGGUGCAGACAUAUUUAUUGGCCUGGAGUCACUGGAUGAAUUUCUUCCUGCAAAAAGGACUGUUUUGGAUAAUUCUGUUCAUUCUUCUGAGGAACCAGAUGUUUGUGUUUCUGGCAGUCCUGCUGUAGAGCAUAGGCUCACAAUUCCCCUCAAUCCUGGCAUUGAUGAUCCUGUCAGCAUGUCUAAUACUCACAACAUCUCCACUCAACCUGAAACUUCAACAUCCCAAGAUCCAUUAACUGGUGCUGAUACUAUUGUUGCUACAAACCACAGCCUCACAGAUAAUAACAACUUGAUAAGAGAGCAAUUGCAGGCUAAUCAAUGUUUGGAGGACCUAGAUAUGUCAGACUUCACGUCCACCUCUGGUCAGCGGAUUGGAAAAUUUCAACCCAAAUUAAAGAUGCAGGCGAAUAGACUGAGGAACAAUGCCAACAUUCACGAUCAGGUUGUGACUGGGCAUGUUAACUAUGGGCCAGAUAUUCCAUCUGUUACUCCCAGAGUUGAUGUUGUGGAUCUAAUGUCAGGUCCUGCCUAUACUCAGGAUGAUAUCAUUGAUUUUUCAUCUAAGGGACCAAGUAAUGCUGCUCCUGCCCAAUCCACGUCUGAAGUUCUAGUAGAUGAAUCAUCCAUGGAUUUUGUGGGGGUUGCUCAUCAGGAAGUUGGUAUUCCCGGAGAGAACAUAGAGCCUGAUCGUGAAUUACCUGAAAAACUUAAGGCAAAUACCAUCGAAGAUAAUAAUUAUGCUGCAUCAGAAUAUUCUGCUCAGGUGCACGCUUCCACAUCCAAUGAGACAACAGUGGCUGGUAGAGUGCUUAGAAAACGGAAAAAGCAAAUAAAUGCGCAUGAACUCAUAGAUGAACCUGAGGAUGAGGGUCUGAAUGACACUGAUCUACAUGCUGAAUCUCUGAGUUUUUCUAUUGUGAACGAGGAUGAUGGGACUGAUGAGGAACUUCAAAUGGACAGUGAACCACAGAAAAAAAAUUUGCGGAACAAGUCCAAGAAGGUUGAAGGUGAGAAAGAGAAACCAGUUAGAAGGAGGAAGAAGGAUAUUGAAUCAUCAGGAAAAGCUAAACCGGCUGCCAAGAGGUUUUCUCAUUCAACUCAGAGGAGAAAAGUUGACAAAACUUUACUGGAAACCCCUGAUGAUGAAAUAGACGUCCGGAAGGUGCGCUUAAAGGAUCUUAUUUUGCUCCGAGAGCACAGAGAGCGUGAGGCGAAAAACGAGGCAAAAUCAUCACAAGCACAACAUCAGAAUCAGCGUAAUGGCAAUGAAGAUGGGGGUGCUAACUCAUAUGAACCUCUUGGUGAGAAUGAGACAUUUGCCUCAGCUCAAAGUGGAGAAGGAAUCGACGACGAAGACGGUUAUAGGGAUGAAGAAUGUCCCGACUACAUCAACUAUCAAACCUACAUGAUCAAAACUCCUCGAUCCAGAUGGACAAAACAGGACACAGAAUUGUUCUAUCAGGCUAUGCGAACUAUUGGGCCUGACUUUUCAUUGAUUGAACGACUCUUUCCUGAUAAAACACGUAAACAAAUAAAGUUGAAGUACAAGAAAGAAGAGCGACAGCAUCCUAUGAGGCUUCACGAAGCUGGUAGUAAUCCUGCCAAAGAUCAUUCCCUUUACAACUUAUUGAUAGAGCGUGUCAAACAAAAUGCGGCUGAGGAGGAUGAAAAUAUCUCAAGAGCUGAUUCAGUUAGCUUGACCGGAGAGGAAGAAAUGGAGGAAGAGACCCCUGAAGAUGGUGUAAACAUGGAUGAAGCAGCUAAGCCUGAGCAAAUCGAUGAAACAGUCGACAAAAAUAUGGAACCAGAUGUUGCAGAAACUCAGAGCCCUGUCGGGGAGUCUCAAGAUAGUGAUGAUGAUUUCUUCCGUUGGAGUCAAUAUAAGAGUUAUAGUCUUUCUCAGAAGAAGGAUGAUUUUGAAUCUGUUGCAAUGGGACAUCUUCGGUUGAAUGGUGCAUACUGGGGUCUGACAACUCUUGAUAUUCUUGGAAAGCUUCACAUUGUAGAUCAAGAUGAUGUAAUUCCUUGGGUGAUGCAGUGCCAGCAUGAAUCUGGUGGUUUUGGUGGUAAUAUUGGCCAUGACCCACAUCUGCUGUACACUCUUAGCGCUAUUCAAGUUUUGGCGUUAUAUGACAAGAUCGACAUUCUUGACAUUGAUAAAGUUGCAAACUAUAUGGCUAGUUUACAAAAUGAAGAUGGAUCCUUUAACGGUGAUAAAUGGGGUGAAAUUGACACAAGGUUCUCUUACAUUGCAAUAUGUUCGCUUGCAUUGUUAAAGUGGUUGGAUAACAUUAAUGUGGAAAAAGCUGUGAAGUACAUUGUUAGUUGCAAGAAUCAUGAUGGUGGAUUUGGAUGUACCCCUGGUGCUGAGUCCCAUGCUGGACAGAUUUUUUGCUGUGUGGGAGCACUUCCUAUUACAGCACUUGCUAUUACUGGUUCUUUGCACCAUGUUGACAAGGAUCUCCUUGGGUGGUGGCUAUGUGAACGACAAGUCGAUUGUGGAGGUCUCAAUGGGUGCCCGCAGAAGCUUCCUGAUGUCUGCUACUCUUGUUGGGUUCUUUCUAGUUUGAUAAUGAUUGACAGAGUUCACUGGAUUGACAAGGAAAAGCUUAUCCAAUUCAGUUUGGACUGUCAGGAUGAGGAGAAUGGAGGAAGUUCAGACAGGCCUGAUGAUGCCGUUGAUGUUUUCCACACCUAUUUUGGAGUUGCAGGCCUUUCACUUCUCGAGUAUCCUGGAGUAAAAGACCAGUUGAAGUUGUAA
Messenger RNA from Oldenlandia corymbosa var. corymbosa, 3126 nucleotides. Lineage: Eukaryota; Viridiplantae; Streptophyta; Magnoliopsida; Gentianales; Rubiaceae. The record is from the annotation of a GenBank genome assembly.